AUGGAGGCAUAUUCCACCAAAUUCCACCCAAGCCUGACAGACAUGAGGGAGCCAAGUCUGAUCCUCGUGGACAAUCUCUCCUUCGACCAGUCUUCAGCGGAACAGAACCUUCUCAUUGUGUAUUCAGACGGUCGGGUACAACUGAUGAAGAACACGUUUUUUCAGAGUUACUGCCCUUUGGAUAUGUCGGACUUUCCCUUUGAUGAACAAGUGUGUACAUUCGAGUUCAUCACAUCGAACUACUGCAGCCAUGAAGUCAAUCUGACCUUUGAUGAAGACUACAUCGCUACUCUUCCAGAAAAAUACAGACACGGAGAAUGGAUACUGUGUGAUGCUAAGUACAUUCGCUUGCUUGAAAAUGAUGUUACAGAGCAACGUGAUGAAAUAAAUUUCAUAUUGAAGCUUCAGAGGAGGUCUUUGUUUUACGUUCUCAACGUUGUGUCUCCCAUUGUCCUCAUCUCCAUCCUGAACGUCCCCGUGUUCACUGUUCCACCAGCCUCUUGUCCCUAG
This is a messenger RNA of Haliotis rufescens (red abalone), 510 nucleotides long. Its product is annotated as acetylcholine receptor subunit gamma-like. Gene Ontology annotation, biological process: monoatomic ion transmembrane transport; chemical synaptic transmission; regulation of membrane potential. Gene Ontology annotation, cellular component: synapse; membrane; neuron projection. The record is from RefSeq and is a predicted model, not a curated record. NCBI's taxonomy places the organism in Eukaryota, Metazoa, Mollusca, Gastropoda, Lepetellida, Haliotidae. Gene Ontology annotation, molecular function: transmembrane signaling receptor activity; neurotransmitter receptor activity; extracellular ligand-gated monoatomic ion channel activity. The coding region runs from base 1 to 510 and encodes 169 amino acids. The transcript has a single exon.